Messenger RNA from Penicillium macrosclerotiorum, 2925 nucleotides. RefSeq names its product glutamine amidotransferase subunit DUG2. NCBI's taxonomy places the organism in Eukaryota, Fungi, Ascomycota, Eurotiomycetes, Eurotiales, Aspergillaceae. The record is from RefSeq and is a predicted model, not a curated record. The transcript has 6 exons. Gene Ontology annotation, biological process: glutathione catabolic process; proteolysis. Gene Ontology annotation, molecular function: protein binding; peptidase activity. The coding region runs from base 1 to 2925 and encodes 974 amino acids.
AUGGACACAGUGGACUCGGGAAGCGCGUCCGAGGUCGAGGACCAGUCGAAAAGCUGGGGCUCCGAUGCGCGUACGAUUCUCCAGACGGCCGACAAUGCGAGCAAUGCCCACCCACACGGAGACUGUGGCAUUGGUCAUCGUGUGCUGGCCAGUCGCUCCGUUUUGGCUCUGGUGAUUGACGAAGAGUGUGUGUUUGCCGGUCUGCAGGGCGGUGACAUUGUGGCCUGGUCUCUCGAGACCUACGACUUGGUUUUGUCGGUACAUGCCCACAAAGAAAGUGUUUUGGGCCUCUACCUCUCCGAAGAUGGCAACCUUCUCUUCUCCAGCGGUGGUGAUUCUGUAGUUAAUGUGUGGUCAACGAGAACGUUCGAACGGCUCUACUCGAUCUAUUCGCACCACGACGUGGGUGAUAUUUUCACAGUCGUCUACUCAUCGAGUAACCAAACCAUCUAUUGUGGUGCUCAGAAUACAAGUAUUCAGUGGUGCGAUCUAUCCGAAGAGGGAUCGACGCUGAACCAAACAUCGGCGGCACAUCCAUCAAAGCGCGCGCAUCGCUUUUUUGACUCUCGAGGCCCGGAUGGAAGCCGUGCACCACGGCCCUCAGACGGGACCCAUUCGGUCUCAGAGGGCGGCCGUGUAUUGACUUUCAAGCGAGACCAUCACAAGCUCUUUGCCCACCAUGGCUAUGUGUAUUCCAUGCUCUUGGUGAAGGGCCUGGUUGAGUCGGUCCCAUCAGAGGAGGCCCUGCUGACUGGUGCAGGUGAUGGUGCGGUGAAGCUGUGGCGGCUUGGUCAGAAUGGAGUGGCGCCCACCCAGAUCGCAAAACUACAGAAUGGAGACCCCGUGCUUUCCAUUGCAGUUGAAGGAUCGCUGCUCUACUGUGGACUUUCGGGUGGCGCUCUCAACAUCUGGAAUCUAGAUUCUCAUCAGCUAGUCAAGCGAAUCGCCCGCCAUACUGACGACCUAUGGGCAGUCCAAGUCAUCCAGGGAGUUGCAAUCUGCGGAGAUGCAACGGGUACAGUCAAAAAAUUCAAUUCCAGAUUUGAAGAAGUAGGCGGGUGGGUUGCCCACGAAGGAACCAUGCUCGCUUCCGCCGCUAGUCGGGUCAAGGACCGACACAUUUAUGCUACCGGCGGUAACGACAACACUGUCGGGAUCUGGGAUUUGACCGAAUUCUUCCUGACCCAAGAAGAGCUGCCCCCUAUCAGCAAUGAUGAAAUGGUCAACAGCCUGGCCAAGUUUGUCUCGUUCAAGACCAUCUCGGCAAGCCCCAAGUUUGCCGGCGAAUGCAAUCAAGGUGCUGCAUUCCUUCGUCGACACUGCAAUUAUCUCGGGGCCAAGACAAAACUCCUGACCACUGGUCAAGACACCAAUCCCAUCGUGUAUGCGAGAUUCAAUGCUACUUCACCUGAGAAGGUGGACAAGACGAUUCUUUUCUAUGGCCACUAUGAUGUUGUCGGGGCCGAUUCUAAUCGACCCAAGUGGAAGUCAGACCCUUACCAACUGACUUCGAUCAAUGGGUUUCUUUACGGCCGUGGGGUCUCCGAUAAUAAGGGACCUAUUCUUGCUUCUCUUUAUGCUGCUGCCGAUCUCGCUCGAACCAAGGCCCUUCGCUGCAACGUUGUUUUCCUGAUUGAGGGCGAAGAAGAAUCCGGCUCCCAAGGCUUCCACCAGACCGUCCGGGACCACAAGGUCCAGAUUGGCCCGGUGGACUGGAUCUUACUGGCCAACAGUUACUGGCUAGAUGACUAUAACCCUUGCUUGACGUACGGACUGCGCGGUGUCGUGCAUGCGAACCUGGUUGUGACAAGCGACCACCCCGAUCUUCACAGUGGCAUCGACGGGAGUGCCUUACUCGAUGAACCGGUCAAGGACCUCUCGAUUCUAGUGUCUACCUUAGUGGGACGGAAGGGUAAAAUCAACUUACCUGGCUUCCAUGAUCCGGUCCGUCCUCUGACUGGGGCCGAGCAGAAGCGGUUUGAGGCCAUUGCCGACGUGUUACUCCCACAACAUCCUGAGAUCUCCGACCGCCAGGCCCUGAUCAAGUCGCUGAUGUACCGUUGGCGGGAGCCGUCACUGACCGUCCAUUCCAUGGAAGUCCCCGGCAGCAAGAGUGGCACGGCCACCAUCGCUCGCCGGGCCAAGGCGAGCCUUUCGAUUCGCAUCGUGCCCGAUCAGCAAGCCGACGAGGUUGCAGCGAAUCUGACAGCGUACGCCCAGGAACAGUUCGACCAACUCGAGUCCCAGAACGACCUCACGGUCGAGAUUACAGGCAAAUCGGAUGCCUGGCUGGGCGACCCGGACAACGAAAUCUUCGCUACGCUGUCCGAAGCCAUCACUGCCGCAUGGACCCCUGACCGACCCCCCUCCAAGCACCAAUACCCCUCUCUGCCGCCACUCAUCCAUGGCCCAUCGAUCGCCUCCGCCAAGCCUGCCAGCAUCCCGGGGCAGCUCCUCCGCAAAGACUCCUCCGAUAGCCUCGCCUCCCAUGUGGACCGGGUGAUCACCUCCACCACGACUUCCUCGGCGGCCGGCACUCGCAAGCGUUCGGCCCAACCGAUCGCCAGCGUGCCCACCUCCUCGACGCUGACACAAUCUGCAUCUACGCCGCCGGAGGACCCGGUCGCUUUGCCUACGCGAACCACGUUCACGCCGCCCAGCAGCCUCGGCGCCCUGUCCGGUGGGCGGGCCGUAGCCUCGGACCCCUCCCCCGCGGUCGUAACCCCCAUCUUCAUCCGUGAGGGCGGGUCCAUCCCGACAAUCCGGUUCCUGGAGAAGGAGUUCUCCGCGCCGGCAGCGAAUCUGCCCUGUGGCCAGGCCAGCGACAAUGCGCAUCUAGAUAACGAGCGCAUGCGCGUGGAGAAUCUGUACAAGAGCCGUGAGAUUUUCCGGUACGUGUUUGCGCACUUAGUGGAUAAAACGUGA